GAUACACUGACAACGAUCAUUGGUUGGUUAAUUGAUGGCCAUAUUUUUCUACAACGUCAGGAACCCCAUCCAUCUUGCAUUCGCUUUCCUGAACGUUAUUCACGUCAUUUUACAUUGGUUUAACAAUAAGAGCACUGGGAACAUUCAUUAAAACGGAAUGGCAAUGUCGCACUUUGUCCUCGUGUGCAUAAUAUCCAUGAUCAUAGGAUCGCCUGGAAUAUUUGGUCAACAUGGGCGGCCAGGCGGCUCCUAUAUGCCAGGCGGAAGUGGGGGUGGAGGCGGCGGCGGAGGAGGCGGCGGCGGUGGUGGUGGUAGUAGUGGUUCUUUAGCGAUGUUUGGCACUGGAGGUGGAGACUCUUACAUGCAAGGUGGUGGGGGUCGAAGCGGAAGUUUUGGCGAUUCUUAUAUAACGUCAGGUGUCGGAGGGGGUGGUGGAGGAGGGAGUGGCGGCUAUAUAACUGGAGGACAGGGAGGAGGAGGCGGUGGAGGAGGCGGUGGUGGUUAUAUGCCUGGAGGACACGCAGGGGGAGGCGGUGGUGGAGGUGGUAGUUAUAUGCCUGGAGGACACGCAGGGGGAGGCGGUGGUGGAAUUGGUGGUGUUGGUUAUGUGCCUGGAGGACACGGAGGAGGAGGCGGUGGCGGCGGAGGAGGGGGUGUUGGUGGAUAUAUGCCUGGUGGGCAAGGAGGAGAAGGAGGCGGAGUAGGUGGUUAUAUGCCAGGAGGUCACGGAGGAGGAGGUGGAAGUGUGGGAGGCCAAGGAGGUAGAGGAAGAAGUGGAGGUGGAAGAAGGGGUGGUCAACUUCCCGGUAGAGAUGGUGUUCCCCAGGAAGGAUUUAUAGGAGCACAUGGUGGUCGGAGAGGUUUUCCUGUGCAUGGUGGAUACUGUGCCGGGGCUGAUUGCGCUGACGGAGGAUUGUCUGCUGGUGUUGGACAGGGUAUCGGAAUGGGAACUGAAAGGAUGAUGAUAGAAAGGUUAAGGGCAGGUACUAACGAAAAUAUCAGAGAUUAUGAAAUGAUGGCCGGUGGUCCUGCUGCCGGAGGAGGCGGCGGGGGUAUGCCCGGAAUAGGUGGACAUAUGGGUGGAGGUUUAGGCGGCGGAGGUAUGCCCGGAAUAGGUGGACAUAUGGGUGGAGGUAUGCCAGGUUUGGGCGGAGGUAUGCCGGGUUUAGGCAUCGGAGGUAUGGGAGGGCAUAUGGGCGUAGGCGGAAUUAUGGGUAGAGGAAUGCAUGGUGCAGGCGGACACACGGGGAGAGGGAUGCCCUUUUUGGGUGGACACAUGCCUGGAGGAAUACCUGGUUUGGGUGGUCACAUGGGUGGAAGAAUGCCUAGCAUGGGUGGACAUAUGGGUGGUAUGGGUGGAGGAAUUGGAAUGCCCGGAAUUUAUUGAGUUUCAUAGAUAACUUCAUUUCCUUUACGGUUAUGGUUUCAACUAUAUCAAAUAAUAAAUAAAUAGAUAAUUUUAUCAGCAUAAGUUAUUGACCAGCAUCUGUCGUCAUGAAAUCCAUUUUUGGACGACAAUAUUUUUAUCAUAGCUUGACAAAACACGAUGUAUAUACCUAAAUGUUUAAGUUUGUCAGUUUUGUUGUGAACCAGUCUUGUUAUUAAUGUUCUUGUCUAAAAAAGGCAAUAAGUUUAAAUUAUAUGAACAGCUGUUUGAAAAUUACGACAAUCUUGUAUGUGCAUAGUUUAUUGAUAUUUAUUGUACAAAUUUUACCUUUCAAAUGCCUGAACCCGAUUUGAAAAUAAAAGUUAUGUUUUUAGAAAA
Messenger RNA from Ruditapes philippinarum (Manila clam), 1765 nucleotides. RefSeq lists its product as uncharacterized. The record is from RefSeq and is a predicted model, not a curated record. The coding region runs from base 158 to 1387 and encodes 409 amino acids. The transcript has 3 exons. NCBI's taxonomy places the organism in Eukaryota, Metazoa, Mollusca, Bivalvia, Venerida, Veneridae.